AUUGCAUAAAGACUGAUAUGAACACUUUGUUCCCCAGUCUAUUUCAGCUAAUGAGAAAAUGAUAAAGUGGGUUAGAAAGCUAAGUUUCUCCUGGAAAUUAACUUACUCAUCAGGAAAUCAACAUUCCACUGCAAAGCAAGCAUCAGUGAGGAGGGCAGUACUUACACCAAGAGUAUAAAUACUGUACAAUAACAUUCUUUAGGUUGUGUGCUUAUGGAGAGACUGAUGGAGCUCUAACCCAUUGACACGUCCCCUUUGCUGAUUCAUUGAUCUGCUUUUAAACACAGGGAAGGAAGCAAAAUCUUUCCAGUCUCCAGCAGCAGAACAGAGACAGCACAGCUUUGGGAUUGUACAAAACAACCAAGGCAUCAUGAAGUGGAAUUCAUUCAUCAUUUUCUCUUCAUUUGCAAUAACUUUGGUUUAUGGGCAGUGUCCAAGUGAAUGUAUAUGCCCUAGGCCUGGCCAGGUGGAUUGUUCUGGACCAGACGUAUUAGCGAUUCCGCAUAACAUUCCUCAGAACAUCAGAACCCUGCAGAUAGUCAACACUGAAGUUACAGAGCUACCAAAUGGCAUUCUUCAGAACAUGACUGCUUUAUUGAUUUUAAGGAUUGAAAAAAAUGAACUGUCUACCGUGGGAUCCACAGCAUUUCACAACCUAAUAUCUCUCCGAUAUCUCAGUCUGGCAAACAAUAAACUCCAAGAAUUGCAUGGCAAUUUGUUUAAAGACUUGGCAAAACUGGAGACACUUAUUUUGUCUAACAACCAAAUCAACCAGAUCCAUCCUUCACUGUUUACAGCUUUAAGUAAUGUGAAAGAUCUUCAGAUGCUUGGAAACAACCUGGAGUCCAUACCAGUAGGAGCUUUUGACCAGAUGAGUGGGCUCCUUAAACUAAAUUUAGCUAAAAACACUAUCAAAAACUUACCUCCCCAAGCUUUGGACAAUCUUGCUAAACUUCAAACCCUCCGACUGUAUGAAAAUCAGCUCCAAGGUAUUCCAGCAGGAUUCCUAAAGAAACUUAUCAGCCUUCAGGAAGUUGCGUUACAUAGCAAUAAAUUCAAAGAACUCUCUGCAGAUACCUUCUCUGGCAAUCCAUAUUUGCAGAAAGUUUUCUUAUCAAAUAAUGAGGUUGAAACACUGCCACAGGGUAUAUUUCUGAAUUUACCUGAGCUCACUAAGCUAACGCUAUAUGGAAAUGCACUGAGAGAGCUUACCACAGGAGUAUUUGGUCCUAUGCCAAAGCUAAAAGAACUCUGGCUUUAUGACAACCAACUUGAAAAACUUACAGAUAAUGUAUUUAGUAACCUUACAGAGACAGUGUUGCUAGUUAUAAGUAAGAACAUGAUCCAGUCCAUCUCCACUCAUGCUUUUUGCGGACUGGAAGAACUUCAGGAGCUUUCACUGCACACCAAUAUUCUUACAACUUUGGAUCAAGAUGUUCUCAAAUGUUUACCUAAGCUGCAGAAUAUUUCCCUUCAUAGCAACAAGAUUGAAUAUCUCCCAGACGGCCUCUUUAAAAACAUGGACACUGUAAUGAACAUACAGCUGCAAAACAACUCAUUGGAGAAUAUUCCAGAUGGCUUUUUUGACUCGUUGGUACAGCUACAUGAAGUGAAACUUUAUGAAAAUCCAUGGAAAUGUGACCACAAUCUCCUCUCUUUAAAAAACUGGAUAUCUGAAAACAUGAAUAAACUUGGCAACCUUAGUCAAUUAGUCUGCACCAAUCUGCCUUUCAAUGGUAUCCCAAUUUCUGAACUAAGUGAGCAGCAAUUAACAUUUCAGGAUUUUACAGAGGAGCCAGACUUGUUCCAGUCCACAUCCAACUAUGACACAAGUAGUCCUGAAAAACAUCAUACUGCCACUCCCCCCAGACUUACAGGCACAACCGCGAGUAGUGAUUUAGAUGAUGUUUUUAUGGUGGAUGAAACUCUUGUGCCAGAUGAUGACACAAAAGACCAUGGUAGAGGUAACAUGGCGGGAGGCGUUAUAAUUGCAAUAAUAAUUUUGUGCUGCAUAGCACUUGUGGCUGCUGCAAUUGCUUGCAUACUAUUCAACAGAAGGAAGAAAAGCCACGUGGUUCGUAUGAGAAUGAAACAACAGAAUGAAUCAAAUAAAAAUGGUGAAUGCUAACAAUACAUUGCUAAUGUGCUGUUUCCUUAAGGAAACAAAUUGUUUUUGUAUGAUAGGAAACAAAUGAACUAUUCAACUAGGAAAUUUGUAUUUUUCUGUGUUUUACAAUUGCUGAUAGUGGGUUCUGGGUCGUGUGACAGCAAGGGUAUUGUAUAUUUUGUUGAAAAAGAAGUCCAAGAUGGCCAUGGAAGAAUGAAAUGUAUAAGGGUAUUUUAUUGCAUAUGCCCCUGAAAUUCUUUUUAGAGUUUUGAGCAUAAACUUAUGCAUAUUAAGCAAUAAUCAAAGGGACCAUAAUAGGUGCUAAUCAGCUUAGUCUUGAUGCCAUGCUAUUGCUCAUUUACCAGUUUUUAAUAUUGCCCAAAAUAAUGUCCAAAAUAAUAAUUGCAAUAAGUCAUAAAAUAUGUUAAUGGAAUAAAAAAUAGAAUUUCAUAGUGUAACCAUGUUCUCUACACAGUGAAUUUUAAUUAUGCAUUUUGCUGAUACUUUUUUGGCACCAGAUAACUGCUUUUUCAUUAAGACGGUUUAUUGCAGUCACUGCUCACAUAAAAGCAUUUUUUUUUCCUUUUUUCAUGGGAGUUGAGAGUUCACAAAGCAAGCAGAGGAAAAAUUGUUCGCAUUAGACAUUUUUUCACCCAUGAACUACAUAUAUGAGUAUAUUUCUAAAUCUAGCGUUAAGAAGCUUGGUGCUAAUGAACUUAACGUAGAAAGCUAUUUUAUUAGUAGAAAUGAUAACUCUGGGAAGUGUGAAUUGUGGAAAUGAUACAUACAUAUUUAUAUUGUACUUUGCAUUUAUUUAUAAUAUAUUCAUUGGCGUCAAGGCAUUGUUAGAUAUAUAUUUGCUACAAAAUAAGGGCUUCUUCUGAUUUCUGUGCAAUUAACAUUUAUAACAAUCCUUUGGAUUAAUGUAAUACACUGCAAUGUUUCCUGGGUCUAUUGGCCCAUUUUAACUGCCCGGUAAAUGCCAGUAAAUGUAAGUCAUUGGUUGCUAUAAGUGGCUAGACUUUUAGCAACUUGUAUUACAUUUCCCCCAAUGUGUAUACAUAUUUUCAAUACUAUAUAAACCUUCUAUAGCCCAUCAAUUGCAUAUGACUGUAUAAUUUUUAUGAAAAACUCAUGUACCAGUUUUGUGCAAUCCCUUAAUAAAUUAACUAUAGCAAGAACAGCAAUGGAUGUAUGAAGCCAUGCCACUUUGCAGCCAAUGUUACCUCUGAGCCAUGUUCAAGCAUUAGUAUACAAAAUUUGAGAUCAGCACACAAGAAUUUUUGUUAGGACCACAUACUUUUACAUGAACCACCCACUUUCUUGGAACAAUGGUUUUUAAAGGUGUGCAGGGAUCCUGGGUUUUGCAGUUUAAGAACAGCUGGUUGGAUAUCUCUGAACCAGACAGUAUCAGAAAAAAGUCUAAACUGUAACCUCAGGCGGUUGUGCAGUCGGGUGGGGGGGGGGCUAGGGGCACACAGUUUUUAAAUUUUGCCCUGAGGGUUUGUAUUUAAAUAUACAGUUAUGUAAUGUGCAAUGGGUAAUGUACAUCAGCUCUGUGCAAACUGUUUUAGACUUGACUAGAAACAAAUCCAUAUUCUGAUACUAUUACUCAUGCUGGGAUGCUACAUGGUAGUGAUUUUGUUUUAUUAUAAAGAGGAAAUGAUUAAACCCCAAAUCCCUAAAUGCUAGCCAUCAGAGACACUACAUUCUCAGGCUACACAAAAGUCUUGCAUUGAUCCACUUUUAUUUAAAGACAAUUGAGGCUAUACCCAUAAAGAAUGAAAGAUGGCGUUCGUACUAAACAAAUAAAGCAUAGAAUCUGGGGCUGUGGGCACACCAGUCAUAGGGCAGAGGAGCAUUUCCUACCACAGGAAUUCCAUGGAAUGUAAGAACAAUUGAAGUAGAAAUCAAUUGGAGGAGUCAAGCUGGCACAGUAGGGGAGCAGGUUUCGGAGGAAAAAUCUAACUUAAAAAUGAUGGCAUGGCAACCACUAAUAAUAAGCUUACAUUUUUCUACAUAAAGAUCUAUAAAUAUUGUUGGGGUUUCAAAAGGGGUUCAUUACUGAGAAAGUACCUUUUAUACUACUUUUUACACCUGCAUACAAGGUAAAACUGUUUAAAUAAAAUUUUACACAUCCCUUUGCUAAAUAUGUAUUUUGUGGAAUAAAUAACGUUUUCUAUGUUUUUUCUACAUUUAUGUAAAUAUUGUGCAGCUACUGAAUUUAUUCAGUUAUGUAUUGUUACCUUGUUUUUAAAUAAAUUUUUAAUAUUC
Xenopus laevis (African clawed frog) is the source of this 4381-nucleotide messenger RNA. It is a transcript of the gene lrrc15.S, whose product is annotated as leucine rich repeat containing 15 S homeolog. The coding region runs from base 371 to 2128 and encodes 585 amino acids. The record is from RefSeq and is a predicted model, not a curated record. The transcript has 2 exons. Lineage: Eukaryota; Metazoa; Chordata; Amphibia; Anura; Pipidae.